CAGCUCUCCAACCAAAGAUCUCUCCCAAAUCCAAUAAUGGCUAUUAGCAGCUCCUGCUUCAGUCUUGAAGAGGCCAUGGAUAAGAUUUGGUUCCACAAUAAUAUUCUCUUCUUUCAACCUUCCAAUUUGAACAUCUUAUCCAUGUUGCAGAAGGAUGGAAACAUAUUAAAAUCUACCACAUCUUCAGAAGGUAGCAGCUUUUAUGAGUCUGUUGUGAAUGAAAUCAAGAACAAGAAGAUUGUUCAGAAGAUGAAGAAUCCUGAAGGACUCAGCAGUCCAACAAACAAAAUCUGUUCUAAGGAAGAAAUCCCACAGCCAACACUGCAAGGAACGCCAAAGAUAAGGAGGAGCCAAUGGAGCUUAUAUGAGCUUAAAGGAUUUAAUGAUCUUGGUUUUUUGUCCAGAAAGGAAAAAGUUGGUGACAGGGAGAGAAAGUUUGAAGAAAGUAAGGUGGAAGAAGUAAAGAGGCCGUAUCUAUCAGACGCUUGGUUCAUAAAUAGAGCUGAUUUUUCAUUGCUUGAUCUCAGGAUGUUGCCCAAAACAAUUGAAGGAACUUACAUGAAAAAAUAUUUGAGAUCUUGGGCGCAUAAUGUGGCUUCUUUAGUUUGCUAUGAAUAAUAUUUGUGAAGUGUGUCUCUACUGUUAGCAUAAGGUAUGGAUUAGAGCUGUAUUAACAGGUUGUUUGGUAGGCAGGUUUUGUAGUGUAUAUUUUGUUUGAUGUGAAGUGAACGUUUGAGUGGUUUGUAAUGCUCCAGAAUUUUAGUUUUCCUUGCAUUUGAAAAUCAGUCAAGUAAGAUAGUUUCCAAAUCCCA
Molecule: messenger RNA, 812 nt
Organism: Dendrobium catenatum
Lineage: Eukaryota; Viridiplantae; Streptophyta; Magnoliopsida; Asparagales; Orchidaceae
Exons: 2
Coding region: 37-618 (193 amino acids)
Source: RefSeq, a predicted model, not a curated record